GUUCUUAUUCUUUCUUACAUUUCAUACAUUCAGUUCAAUCGUUGUUUGUGUAAUAUUAUUUUUUUGUUUAAUAUAAUUGUUUAAAGUUCUUUUUAAAUUUCCUUUGUGUUCCAUCGAUUAUAAAGUUUGAUGUUACCACUUAACAACGAACAAACACAUGUUUACGUCGUCAUCAAGUGAUUGUUCAAGAAUUGUGCCUAUAUAUUUUAUCAUAAUUUAAGUGGUAUACAUUUCUCGGAAUUACAAUGUUGCGUAGAUAGAUUCGGUUGUGUACCGCGUGUGAAAUGUCACAACAUGGAUACCCGGAGAGACUGUCUAAUAGAUCGAAAGGUUUCCAAGAGGAUGGUCCAAGUCAGCCCACUAUGGAGGUAUUGGUUGAGACCCUUACAGGAACGGCUUUCGAAAUGACAGUGUCACCUUCUGACACUAUAUUUGCUAUAAAAUCGAAGAUAUUUCGAGUGGAAGGCAUCCCAGUAUCCCAGCAGCACUUGGUGUACAACCUACGUGAGUUGGCUGAUGGUGCGUCAUUACGUGACCAUGGUGUGGCGGCGGGUGCACGUCUUCGCCUCGUGCUGGCGCUCCGCGGCGGACCAGUCACUACGCGUAGGCCUCCGCCACCCGAGAUACCUACAGUGGACAGAGAUGACAUAGAGUGGAGCAGUGAGGGUGGCAGUGGUGGGGGGGAGUGUAAGGUGGCAGUGCUAGUGUUCCGUGAUGGCGAGCGAGUCAACAUGGUACGCAUGCGCGAGAAUAGAGAUGGCACCUUCUCGCCCCUGGACCAUGCUAAAUAUUCGUCGUCCCUGUCGCACCUGGUGGAGCACGAGGACGACGAGUGCGCGAGUGUUGGUGCGGGGGGUGUGGCGGGGGCGGGUGCGGGGGCGGAGGGCGCGCUGCCUGAGAACGCGGUGACGAUGGGCAAGAUGCUGGACCUGCGCCGCCGCAUGGAGUCCCUCUCCCUGCACAGGAGGCGCAACCCGCACAGAUCAGGUGACCAAGUGGAUAUACAAAAGACAAGAAGCGAGGAGAGUCUGUCUGUGGCGAGCCUACUGGAGGACACGUCCUGCGAGGCGUACCUCAGGUGUAGCGGCUACGAGUGCUACAAGCGCUACGAGUGCGAGUGCGCCUACGCGGACCGCUACACGCUGCUGCCGCCCAUCGGCGCGCGCGCACACUCCAACCACUCCCUCGCUGACACGCUGCCCGACACUGACAGAUUCAAACUGCCCGACACUCUGGCGGGCUCGAUACUGGUGAAGGGUCGCGAGGCGGAGGAGGAGGCAGCCAUACUGGAGGAGGGCGCGGAGGGCGACGACUGCCGCCGUGACUCACACUACACGCCCACACUCGCGCCCAUACCCGCGCCUAAAUACGGUGCGCUAGUGGGCGGUGAGGUGCGCGGCUGGAGGCGGGGCUUCGGGUCGAGCUCGCAGCUGGCGGGCGGGGCGGCGGGCGCGGCGGACGUCUGCGCAGGACUCCGCCCCCCGAGACCUCACCGCGCACCACCGCUCUCCGCCUCCACAUCCGACCUCGAGACACUCACAAGGAAUAGAAUAUUGCCAGCUCUGAGCCGGCACCGCAACCGCGAACAUCUGCAUCUGAGCGACGACCGCCUGGAACUGUCGCCGCACGGCCCGCCGCAACCGCAAUCCCAGCCAUAUUUAGAAAUAUCCUGCUAG
Messenger RNA from Papilio xuthus (Asian swallowtail), 1676 nucleotides. RefSeq lists its product as uncharacterized. Gene Ontology annotation, molecular function: protein binding. Lineage: Eukaryota; Metazoa; Arthropoda; Insecta; Lepidoptera; Papilionidae. The transcript is spliced from 9 exons. The record is from RefSeq and is a predicted model, not a curated record. Bases 285 to 1676 code for a protein of 463 amino acids.